Messenger RNA from Phycomyces blakesleeanus NRRL 1555(-), 885 nucleotides. RefSeq lists its product as hypothetical. The coding region runs from base 1 to 885 and encodes 294 amino acids. NCBI's taxonomy places the organism in Eukaryota, Fungi, Mucoromycota, Mucoromycetes, Mucorales, Phycomycetaceae. The transcript has 3 exons. The record is from RefSeq and is a predicted model, not a curated record.
AUGCCGUUUCCUUUUGUUUGGAUGCUACACAUGCUAUCUCUGGAAAAAUUGAUGAACUUUUAUAUACCCUUCUUGUUCGUGACAAAGAAAUUGGUAGAGGAUGACCUGUUGCUUUCAUGCAAAUUACUAUUGAUUGCUACUCUGCAGAAGUACAUGCAAUUCAGACCACUUUCCCUUCCACACAGAUUUAAUUCUGCAUCUUUCAUGUCACUCAAGCAUGGAACAGAAAGCUGUCUGACUCUGUUAAGAUUCCAGGUGCUUUGCCUUCUGAGGCUCAUCUUCUUUAAGCUUAAAACCGUGUUCAUGAAGAGGUCAAGAAAUAAGAGAUUAGACAAACUUGUCUUUAUCUUGGUACAUGAUGCUGAGUACUAUCUAACACAAGAGUACAAAAGAGUUAUGUCAAACAAUAGAGCAAUGAGCUCUUUUACUAGACAACAAAGAAUCAGAGAGAUAGAAGCAGAAGAAGUUGAUGAUGAUGCAAGAGAGACAAUGAUUGUUGCUUCAGUAUCAGCAGAAGACAGUAGCUGGCAAGUGCAGUCAUUUGUUGAUGAGAACACAGCAUAUGUAGUUGAGGUUACAGAUAGACUGAUUAUGAAAUGUACCUGUUUUGACUUUGAAAGAAGACAAAAACUAUGCAACUAUAUGUAUUUGUUAAAAAUGCACACUGCCUUUUCUUUGCACUUCUCAACCACUCCUUUAAACCUUACCUAUGAACACAAUGUCAUUCUAAUCCCUCAACCCAUCACUACAAACAAUCGCUCCUCCCUUUUCUUUGAUCAGUGCAUUCAAACAAAUCAAACACUGCAUCAAUCACAUCAAGACCUUGCCACAUUAGCACAGUAUACAACAGACAACAAAGCAAAGCAUAUAUAUGACAUACAGUAG